Molecule: messenger RNA, 1082 nt
Organism: Condylostylus longicornis
Lineage: Eukaryota; Metazoa; Arthropoda; Insecta; Diptera; Dolichopodidae
Gene: Gas41
Product: YEATS domain-containing protein 4
Exons: 4
Coding region: 123-824 (233 amino acids)
Biological process (GO): regulation of DNA-templated transcription
Source: RefSeq, a predicted model, not a curated record
GCUUGAUUUUAAAUUUUUUUGAAAAAAUUUUGUAAAUUUUAAUUUAUUCUGAAAUAAGUAUAAACAAUUGUAAAGAGAAAAAGAAAAUAAAAUUAAAAUAAACCAAUACAUAAUUAAUUAAGAUGAAUUCAUUGAAUAUUCCAACUGAUUUCGGACCAGAUUCUGGUGGACGCGUAAAGGGUUUAACAAUUGUAAAACCAAUUGUUUAUGGAAAUAUUGCAAGAUCUUUUGGUAAAAAACGAGAGGAAGAUGGUCAUACACAUCAAUGGAAUGUUUAUGUUAAACCAUAUCGUAAUGAAGAUAUGGCAGCUUAUGUUAAAAAAGUUCAUUUUAAAUUACAUGAAAGUUAUGCAAAUCCAAAUAGGAUAGUAACAAAACCACCAUUUGAGGUAACCGAAACUGGUUGGGGUGAAUUUGAAGUUGUUAUAAAAAUUUAUUUUCAUGAUCCAACAGAAAGACCAGUAACAUUGUAUCAUAUAUUAAAAUUAUUUCAAUCACCAAUUGUAUACAGUGAAAUUAAUUCAUCAAUAUCUGAUAAUAAAAAGGGAUUAGUUUCUGAGCAAUAUGAAGAGAUAGUUUUUCAAGAACCAACACAAUUAAUGCAACAUUAUUUAACUAAAGUUGAACCGGUGACAACAGGAACCUAUAAACAUGAUACUGAUUUUGAAACGAAAAAAGUAAAAACUUUAGAAAAUAUAGUUGAAGUAAAAGGGAAAGUGAAAAAUGAAAUAGCAAUUCUUAAGGAUAAAUUAAAAAUAGCUAGGGAAGCAAUUACAAAAUUUAAAGCAGAACUUGCGAAAGUUCAAAAAAAUCCUAUUACAUAAGUGCUAAAACAAAUUUUUUUUAAAAUCAUAUUAAUAUGAAAGCUCAAACUUUCUUUUUAUACUUACCAAAUUUUUUAUUUUAAAUGAAAUAAAAAUGCAAUUACUUAUUUGAAUAAUAUAAGUUUUAUCUUCAAUUAUUUAUUUUAUAUCCUCUAAGAAGCACGGUAGUAAACAGUGUUUAGUAUGUAUUUUAAUGCUUAUAAAUACGAUUCUCAAAAUUAGUACAUAACCGGUUCUUAAAAGCUUUGAUUUUAUUUA